Messenger RNA from Penicillium mononematosum, 684 nucleotides. RefSeq lists its product as uncharacterized. Lineage: Eukaryota; Fungi; Ascomycota; Eurotiomycetes; Eurotiales; Aspergillaceae. The coding region runs from base 1 to 684 and encodes 227 amino acids. The transcript has 2 exons. The record is from RefSeq and is a predicted model, not a curated record.
AUGCGCUACUUCAUCACCUCACUCCUCGCCGUAGGCGCCCUAGCCCAAUCAACCGAGGACUACCUCAAAUGCGCCAGCGCCGCAAUCGGCAACAUCGACACAUCAGCCUUCACAAGCUGCAAAGACAAGACCUCCCAAGAAUGCUUCUGUGCCAACAAAUCCGCCCUGGAAACCCUAACAACCUCAUCCGACCCCGCCUGCACCGGCCUCGACCUAAGCACCCUAGCAUCCACCCUCUGCGAUUCCGACACCGACUCCGACACCGACGAACCCGAACCAGCCAGACACGCAAGCAGACCCAUGCAACCAGCCAACAAGCGCGCGGAGGCUGCUCCGCACGUCGUCUACGUAACCGAGACACGCACAGACUGCAGCUGCAAGAACACGCCUGUCCCCGAGAGACCCCUGCAUAUCUCGCAGAUUCCCGUCGAUAUCCCGGCGUCGAGUAGUAUGGCUUCUAUGGCAUCUUCGACGCCUGGUCGUGGACAUGGUUUGAUGGGUGGUGCGGCUUCGUCGUCGUUUGGUUCAAAAAUUUCUGGGCCGACUUCUUCGGCUGUGCCUUCUGGCGUUGAUCCGACGCGUUUCUCGCCUUUCCAGGGGGCUGCCGUGGCGGGUGCUGAGGUGCAUGGGGGUGUUGCCGGGCUUGGGGUUGCGGCUGUUAUGGCUGUUAUGGUUGCUUUGUAA